AUGCCAGUCAUCAUAGUGGGCGGACCCUCAGGGACGGGGAAGACGACCGUUGGACAAGAAUUGGCCCGUCUCCUUAGGGAACGGGGGGACAGUGUCUGUUUUAUCGAGGGAGACAACCUCCACAGCGAGGAGAAUAUUGCAAAAAUGAGUGCCGGGAUUCCGUUAAUGGACGUUGACAGAUGGCCGUGGUUAGAACGUCUCUCUAAAGAAAGCGUGCGUGGCGCAGCAACACAUUCCUACGUGGUGGUCACGUGCUCGAUGCUGCGCCGCGUGUACCGGGACUAUUUGAACUCAAAGAUCGGAAGUGAAGGAUGGUAUCCUUUACGGAUGUACUUGCUCAACAACACCUACGAGAACGUCCUCCAACAAAUGAGGGCACGGCAGCAUUUCUUCAAGCCGGAUAUGCUGCGGUCCCAAUACGAUACUUUUGAGCCCGGGGUUAAAGGAGAGGCAAAUGUUGUAAACGUGAAAUGCGAAGGUAAAACGCCAGUUGAGUUGGCAGAGGAAAUCAUCAAGGACAUCACAUUAGGGGAUAACUGUGCAAGAGACGGUGCUACCCAUUGA
Messenger RNA from Pichia kudriavzevii, 564 nucleotides. RefSeq lists its product as uncharacterized. NCBI's taxonomy places the organism in Eukaryota, Fungi, Ascomycota, Pichiomycetes, Pichiales, Pichiaceae. Gene Ontology annotation, molecular function: gluconokinase activity. The transcript has a single exon. Gene Ontology annotation, cellular component: cytoplasm. The coding region runs from base 1 to 564 and encodes 187 amino acids. The record is from RefSeq and is a predicted model, not a curated record.